Messenger RNA from Phaethon lepturus (White-tailed tropicbird), 528 nucleotides. RefSeq names its product suppressor of cytokine signaling 3 (gene SOCS3). Gene Ontology annotation, biological process: intracellular signal transduction. The record is from RefSeq and is a predicted model, not a curated record. The transcript has a single exon. The coding region runs from base 225 to 473 and encodes 82 amino acids. Lineage: Eukaryota; Metazoa; Chordata; Aves; Phaethontiformes; Phaethontidae.
CUACUGGAGCACGGUGACGGGCGGCGAGGCCAACCUGCUGCUGAGCGCCGAGCCGGCCGGCACCUUCCUCAUCAGGGACAGCUCAGACCAGCGGCACUUCUUCACCCUCAGUGUCAAGACGGAGUCAGGCACCAAGAACUUGCGCAUCCAGUGCGAGGGCGGCACCUCGCAGCAGCCAGCCUGUGCCCCGCUUUGACUGUGUGCUCAAGCUGGUACAUCACUACAUGCCACCUGCGCCCUGCGCUGUCCCCGAGCAGCCGGGGGGGGCCCUGCACCCCAAGCGCACCUACUACAUCUACUCGGGCGGCGAGAAGAUCCCCCUGGUGCUGAGCCGCCCGCUCUCCUCCAGCGUCUCCACCCUGCAGCACCUCUGCCGCAAGACCGUCAACGGACACCUGGACUCCUACGAGAAGAUGGCUCAGCUGCCGGCUCCCAUCAAGGAGUUCCUGGACCAGUACGAUGCCCCCCUCUAAGGGGCCAGCAGAGCAAGGUUACACGCUACAAGCACAAGAGCGGGGGACAGGCACA